GAAAGCUCGGCGGCGGCGGAGGGAGUCUAUGCGCGCUGGACAGCAGUGGGAGGUGUGUGCGACUAGCUGUGGCCGCAGACCUUCGGGCUCAACCGCCGGGAGACUAGCACUCGGUGACGGGGCUGCCGGGCUACCGGGCCGAGCUUUCAGAGGCGUAAACUGAUGAGACUGGCUGGUUCGGCAGUGUCUCCUUGGUCUUUUAAGUACACUAAGCGGGGACCCGCGCUGAAGUAGAAGCUGUCUAGGGGAGCACAGCCCGGAGUCCCAGUGUGGCACGGAGGAACGGAGCCCGUGCCAGGGCAACCCAAUCGGGAGCCUGGGGACCGAGCCCGCGUUUACGGGAGAUCCCCGCUUCUUCGCAGGGGUGUCAAUCCCGGGACUAUCGAGGAGUCUGGACCGUCAACGAAUCCUCGGUGGGGAGAUCCUAUCGGGAAGAGGGCGCGGAGUCCCAGAUAGUCUCGGGGAGCCGAGCCGAAUCAGGCGGGAUCACCCGGGGGCGCCGAGCCCUCGGAGGCCGCAGCUCAUGCCAGGGUUGGGGGCGCCUGCCCAGUGAGUCCUCCUGGCCGGCCGGGCGGAGGAGAGCGACACCGAAGCCGGCGGCUACGGAGGAUGGGCGCCUGAGUGGCUCGGAGCGAGCGCAGCGCGGCACAGGCAGGCAACGCAAGCUUUGCUGAGGAGGCGCCAGGGGAUCCCUCAGUGCAUCCUGCCCCCGGGAAGAUGGCCCGGCCUGGGCAACGUUGGCUCAGCAAGUGGCUUGUGGCAAUGGUCGUGUUAACGCUGUGCCGGCUGGCCACACCGCUGGCGAAGAACCUGGAGCCCGUGUCCUGGAGCUCCCUCAACCCCAAGUUCCUGAGUGGGAAGGGCUUGGUGAUCUAUCCGAAGAUUGGAGACAAGCUGGACAUUAUCUGCCCCCGAGCAGAAGCGGGGCGGCCCUAUGAGUACUACAAGCUGUACUUGGUACGGCCAGAACAGGCAGCUGCCUGCAGUACUGUGCUGGACCCCAACGUGCUAGUCACCUGCAACAGACCACAGCAAGAAAUCCGCUUUACCAUCAAGUUCCAGGAGUUCAGCCCCAACUACAUGGGCCUGGAGUUCAAAAAGUACCAUGAUUACUACAUUACCUCCACAUCUAAUGGGAGCCUGGAGGGGCUGGAGAACCGGGAGGGAGGUGUAUGCCGUACACGCACCAUGAAGAUUGUCAUGAAAGUUGGACAAGAUCCCAAUGCUGUGACACCUGAGCAACUAACUACCAGCCGGCCCAGCAAGGAGGCAGACAACACUGUCAAGACAGCCACCCAGGCCCCUGGCCGGGGCCACCAGGGUGACUCUGAUGGCAAGCAUGAGACUGUGAACCAGGAAGAGAAGAGUGGCUCAGGUGCAGGUGGGGGCAGCAGCGGGGACGCCGACAGCUUCUUCAACUCCAAGGUGGCAUUGUUUGCAGCCGUUGGUGCUGGCUGUGUCAUCUUCCUUCUCAUCAUCAUCUUCCUGACCGUCCUACUACUUAAGCUGCGCAAGCGACACCGCAAGCACACACAGCAGCGAGCCGCUGCCCUGUCACUCAGUACCCUGGCCAGUCCUAAAGGGGGUAGUGGCACAGCGGGCACUGAGCCCAGCGACAUCAUCAUCCCUUUACGGACUACAGAGAACAACUACUGCCCCCACUAUGAGAAGGUGAGUGGGGACUACGGGCACCCCGUCUACAUCGUCCAGGAGAUGCCACCCCAGAGCCCAGCGAACAUCUACUACAAGGUCUGAGUGCCCAAAGCAGCUUUGAGCCCCGAGGGACAGAUGGCCUGGAUGGACCUCUCCUUUGUCCCCCACACCCUUCCCCUUGCCAGCUGUGCCCACCUUUGUAUUUAGUUUUGUAGUUUCUUGGCUUUUAUAAUUCCCCUUUUUCCUGCCCCCUGGGCUUUGGAGGGGGGUGCUUGUGACCCUGACCCCCAUGCUCUCGUGCCUUCCCCCUCUGGCCAGGCCUGUGGGCUCUGUGGGGGCGCCCUUUCUUGGAGGGCAGGGUUGGACACUGAUGGACAGUAGGCAGGGAGACAGCCCCCUGGCCCUGCCCCCUCCCUCACCCCCUUUCCCUUUCCCAGGACUGCUCGUCCACUAUCAUCAUCACUGUUUUUUAAUGCUUUUAUGUUCGUUUUUUUUUAGCUGUCAACUCAUUUUCAUCUGUUUUUUGAAUAAAAAUGGAAAAAAUGUACAAGGUAGCCCCUCCCCAGGCUUUCUGAGCCUGGCCUGACCCAGUAUAGGAGGGCCUGGGGCAGGAUGUGGCCAGCCAGGAAGCAUAGGAUGGCAUUUCUUUUAUAGACUCCUUGGUAUUUCAGGGGUGGGGUGUGGGGGAGGGCUGGCCAGGGCUGUUCCUGACCACAAGGGAAUAGGAGAGUGCUACUGGGCAAAGUGUCCCACCAUCCACUCCUGACCCUCCUUCCAUAAAGCUCAUCCUGGCAGUGGGGUAAUGGCUGCCACCCUUCCACCAAAAAAAAAAAAAAAUCCCAUCCUUAUGGGAUUCUUGGGCAUCUCCUGCCUCUCUUACUCUCACAGUAAUUAAUGUCUUAAUUGGCUGUUGCCUGGGGAACAAGAGAGCUGCUUCAGGCAGAUGACCUCAUGGGGGGUGGAGGGAGAUGAGGUGCCCAGGUGGCUAUUUGCCCUGCAGAGCUGGGAGUUCCCUACCGCCCUGUUCUCUUCUUAACUUUGGCAUUCUUUGGCCUGGUAGGGAAAUAGAGACCCGAGGUGGAGACCUAUGUGGGUAUAAAGCCAGGUGGCCCGCUUCUUUUCUGGGUUCUAGCACAAGUAGGGUACCUUUACCCAAUCUGGUUCCCACUGCCCCUCCCCACCUACGGGCUGGGGCCUGGAAAGAGGAAGAGGCUGCCUGGGGCUGGGCCAGCCUGCAGUGCACUUUGACCCCUGCUCCUUGCUAGCAUGGCUGCUAACAGACUCCAGUGAGCCUUGCAGGAAGGCACUCCCAGUGGCCAUGGAAGGAAGGAGUUGGGCCUUCUACCAGCCACCUCCCUCCACAUUGCCUCCUGGCCGGCUGCCCACCCUAGUGCCAGGUGGGAGAGAGAGGAGAACAGCCAGCCCCUUCCAGGUGGCAAUUGGAAGGGGUUUUUUUUUGUUUGUUUUGUUUUUGUUUCUGUUGCCAUUUGUGUAAAUACUAGUCUUUUUGGAAGAAAUAAUGUAAAGAUGUUUUGUAUAAACUCCGAAUUAUU
This is a messenger RNA of Dipodomys spectabilis (banner-tailed kangaroo rat), 3206 nucleotides long. It is a transcript of the gene Efnb1, whose product is annotated as ephrin B1. The transcript has 5 exons. NCBI's taxonomy places the organism in Eukaryota, Metazoa, Chordata, Mammalia, Rodentia, Heteromyidae. Gene Ontology annotation, biological process: axon guidance; ephrin receptor signaling pathway. The coding region runs from base 718 to 1755 and encodes 345 amino acids. Gene Ontology annotation, molecular function: ephrin receptor binding. Gene Ontology annotation, cellular component: plasma membrane. The record is from RefSeq and is a predicted model, not a curated record.